This is a messenger RNA of Sesamum indicum (sesame), 919 nucleotides long. The record is from RefSeq and is a predicted model, not a curated record. Lineage: Eukaryota; Viridiplantae; Streptophyta; Magnoliopsida; Lamiales; Pedaliaceae.
AUUCAAAUUUUUUGCGUUUGAACUUCUGCCCCUGAGCACAGUGGUCCACUUUCCCUAACACAAAACUCAUGAGCUGAAAAGUGAGAAUUCCAAGAGGAAGAUGGAUGAUUGGGAUCUAAGCGCAGAGGAAUUGGAUUCCCUGGAAAGAGAUGCUCUGAAGCAAUUGGCUCAGCGCAGUUCCUCUUCAGCUGCUGCCACUACCAGUAACAGUAAUUUCAGUAGGUCGAAUGUGUCUUCUAUGCCAGGGGUUGUGCCAUCUUCCCGUUCUCCAGCCAAGCCCACCUGUCUCUCUCAUCCGCCUGUGGAUGGUGAUAAGGCAACAGUAUUACCUUCAAAACUCGUGCCAAAGAUAGUUGAUGAUUCUUCGAAGCAACAGCAUCCGAAGAUCACAGUCAAAUUCUUUUUACAUGCCAGUGGAAACAUUGCAGCAAAAUUUCCUUAUGACAAGGUACUCAUAGGAGCCUUCCACAAUAUUCCAAGAGCCAGUUGGAAUGCAAAAGAAAGAUUGUGGAUGUUUCCUUUGUCAUCAUUAUCAACAGCAGAAUGUGUUCUUCGGGAUUUCCCUGGCUCUAAUGUUGAGAUAGAGAACUUGGAUCCUUUGGUUAGGCGUGCUAUUGCUGCUGCCACUGUGCUUCCAGAUCUUCAAGACCGAUAUGAAAAGAUCCCCGGUUAUAUUGAAGCAAAGCUCUUGCCUUUUCAGCGUGAUGGUGUCAGAUUUGUAUUGCAGCAUGGAGGGCGGGUCCUGCUGGCUGAUGAAAUGGGGCUCGGAAAGACUCUUCAGGCGAUUGCGGUAACCUCUUGCAUUCGUGAGGCAUGGCCUGUUCUCAUUCUGACCCCAUCUUCCCUACGGCUGCAAUGGGCUUCUAUGAUCCAACAGUGGCUGGAUAUUGCACCGUCACAUAUAUUGGUAUAUUUCUGA